GUUUUUAGGAAAACACUGAAGACCUAAAACAAAUGAAACAGACUCUCUUUGAUGCUGAAACUGUAGCCCUUGAUGCCAAGAGAGAAUCAGCCUUUCUUAGAAGUGAAAACAUAGAGCUUAAAGAAAAAAUGAAAGAACUUACAAAUAUGUGCAAGCAAAUGGAAGAUGACAUUCAGCAAUAUCAAAACCAAUUGGAGGCAAAAAAGAAAAUUCAAGUUGACCUGGAUAAAGAAUUACAAUCUGCUUUUAAUGAAAUAACAAAACUCACCUCCCUGGUAGAUGGCAAAGUUCCAAGAGAUUUGGUAGGUAAUUUGGAAUUAGAAAGAAGGAUUACUGAUCUCCAGAAAGAACUCAGUAAGGAAACUGAAGAAAAUGAAGCUUUGCGGAAAGAAGUUAGCUUGCUCUCAGGAUUAAAAUCUUUACCCUCUGAGAUAGAAACAUUGAAAAAAGAGAUACAUGAGAAAUCUGAAGAGCUCUAUAUAAUUACAUCAGAGAAAGACAAAUUGUUCUCUGAAAUAACUCACAAGGAGAGUAGAAUUCAAGGUUUACUUGAAGAAAUUGGGAAAAUUAAAGAUGACCUAGCAACUUCACAGCUGAAUUAUAAAAACACUGAUAAAGAAUUUCAAGAUUUCAAAACCCUUCAUGCAGAAUUUGAGCAAAAAUAUAAAAUGGUCCUUGAGGAGAAUGAAAGCAUGAAUCAGAAAAUAGGAAAUCUAUCUAAAGAAGCAGAAUACUUUGGUUUAAGUUUGGAUGCUUUGAAGAAUGAGCUUUCUCACAAGACUCAAGAGCUUGAGCAGAAAACAACUGAAGGUCAAGAAAAGUUAAAUGAAAUAGAAUACCUGAAAGAACAAUUAGAAAGCAGAGAUUCUAGGCUACAAACUGUAGAAAAAGAGAGAGCACUGAUUACCGAGAAGCUUCAGCAAACCUUGGAAGAAGUAAAGACCUUAUCUAGGGAAAAAGACAACCUAAAACAACUCCAAGAGAGCCUGCAAAUGGAAAGAGACCAACUCAAAAGUGAUAUUCAGGACACUGUAAAUAUGAACAUAGACACUCAAGAACAGUUACGAAAUGCUCUUGAGUCCUUGAAACAGCACCAAGAAACAGUUAGCACACUGAAAAUGAAAAUUGCUGAAGAAGCUUCUAGAAAUUUGCAUAUAUGGGAAGAACAAGGGGAGAAACUAAAAGAUGAAUUUCAGCAAAAG
Messenger RNA from Castor canadensis (American beaver), 1202 nucleotides. The record is from RefSeq and is a predicted model, not a curated record. Lineage: Eukaryota; Metazoa; Chordata; Mammalia; Rodentia; Castoridae.